Anguilla rostrata (American eel) is the source of this 5825-nucleotide messenger RNA. RefSeq lists its product as uncharacterized. Bases 497 to 4981 code for a protein of 1494 amino acids. Gene Ontology annotation, biological process: DNA integration; proteolysis. Gene Ontology annotation, molecular function: aspartic-type endopeptidase activity; nucleic acid binding; zinc ion binding. The transcript has a single exon. The record is from RefSeq and is a predicted model, not a curated record. NCBI's taxonomy places the organism in Eukaryota, Metazoa, Chordata, Actinopteri, Anguilliformes, Anguillidae.
AAUAAUUAUUAUACAUAUUUAUGUCCCUUUUUCUUUCCUGUAUUUUGGUGCUGGCCACCAUUAUAUAAAUGAGUAGUUUGGGCCCCCUUGGUCUGUCUUGUUUUGGGGUGCCAUGUGUGUGAGUCUGUCAGCCUAAAAGGUUCUAUAAUCGCUAAAUCUGCUGUAUGUUAGAUCUCUGAAUUUUAAGAGGCAAGAGCAGAGUUAGAGGCAUUUUUGUUAUUGGAGCAUUUCAUACUUCUUUUGUUUUUUUCUUAUUCUUUUUUACAUGUUGGUUUUUUUUCCUUGUUGGUUGGAGACAUUUUUUUUGUGUGGUCAACCUGUGCUGGGAACAAUAAACCCCUAACUUUUGCACCGCUACUUCUGUCUCUGCGCCUUUCUCUGGCACGUCCAUUACAACUUGGUGGCAGCAGAGGGAUGUCCAGUAGGAGGCAGCAGUGAGCAAUAGUAGAAUUUUUUUUCUUUUUAUCUCUCGUGAACUUUUUCUUCACCCGUCAAAAUGGGACCAAAGAAGGUCAGGUCGGAACGACCAGAAGAGGGAGCUGUUGGAGGAGCCAUAGGGGGAAUGGAUGGAGAGGAACCAGAGCUGAGGAGCAUCUCGGAGGAGGCUUCCCUGCAGGAGCUGAGGGAUAUGUUCCAAGCACACCUGGCGAUGCAGCAGGCCCGGGACAGCCGUCUGGACCAGGACGCAGCCCGACAGGAGGCACGGUGGAAGGCCCUUCAGCACCAAUUCAGUCUUCUCCAGCAGGAAGUCCAUGUCAGGACCACCCCUGUUCCAGACCAGAGGCAGGGAUCUAGGACACCAGAGGACACCUCUCCCCAAGUAACUAGCCGACAAGCUCCUUCUCCUAACCUGGAUGGCCGGUAUGGUCAAGGUGGUAGACAGCCUGGGGCUCCUCAGGGGCCACGUCUGCCAGAAAACCAAGGUUUAGGACAGUCAAGGGCUAUGCAGGAGCCACGCCUACAGCAGCUAACUGAUGCUGAUGAUAUAGAGCAUUUUCUUACAACAUUUGAGAGGAUAGCAACGGCGUGUCGGUGGCCAACAACCGACUGGGCAGUGAGAUUAGUACCUUUGUUAACGGGCAAAGCUAGGAGUGCGUAUGUGCAUAUGGAGUUAAAUGAGUCACUCAAUUAUGAUAGUGUGAAGGCAGCCCUUUUAAACAAGUAUGACAUUAAUCGAGAGACAUACCGAGCACGUUUCAGGUCCACUGAGGUGGGACCAGACGAAUCCCCCAAAGAACUCUAUGUCCGGCUAAAGGAGCUCUACCACAAGUGGGUGCAACCUCAGAAGAGGACCAAAGAGGAGGUCGGAGAGGUUAUCAUUCUCGAACAGUACCUUCGUAUGCUUGCUCCAGAGCUGCAAGUAUGGGUCAAGGAGCAUGACCCUAGCUCUGCUGCGGAGGCUGCUGGUCUGGCAGACAUUUUUGUGGCAGCUCGUCGGAAAACUCAGCAAUGGACCUAUAAUAGGUGGAAAGGAGCCAAGGAGCCUAGGAAGCUGGGCAUGACAUCCCCUCCCCCUUCGAAGACCAGCACAGCCGUGGGUAAGUCUGUGGGUGAUUGGGUUGGUCCUGCCAGUGGAAGCCCUAGUUUUAGACCUAGUAAUGCAAAACCCUUGAUUUGUUAUCAGUGUGGUCAGGAAGGUCAUACUAAGUUUAAGUGUCCCAACAACCCAUCCAGUCAUUCUAACAUGUGUUGUGUCCCCAGACCCGUUCCCUCUGAAGGGAAAGAUAAAGUUCCCCUGCAUUGUACAUCAGUUGUCUUGAAUGGUCAAGAAGUCCGGGCACUAGUUGAUACCGGAAGUAUGCAAACUUUAGUUCAAGCCAGGUUAGUUCCAGCCCAUCUUUGGAACCAUGCGUCUCCGGUGGCAAUUCGAUGUGUGCAUGGUGAUGAAAAGAAUUACCCUACAGCUGAUGUAUAUGUGAAAGUGCAGGGACAGUCUUACUUGAUGAGAGUAGGCCUCUCUACAGACUUGUCCUAUCCUGUGAUACUAGGUCAAGAUUUGCCUGUAUUGUUUGAUAUUCUGUCCCCCAACUAUGCUUGCAAUAUGGCUGUAACUCGAGCAAUGGCAAAGUCAAGUGAGGUUGACGUGAAGCUUCUUGGUGCUUUGCCUUUCUUUGAGGUAGACAUGGAGUGUGUGCCAGGAAAGACACGUAAACCUAAGAGCCGAAAACGGCAAGAUAAAUUUCACCACACGGUUGUGAGCUCUCAGGAUGAGCCAGGUCCUAAAACCCCAUUAGGCCUUGAGGUUCCCAGAGACAUAAUUCUGUUACAGAAAAAUGACCCCGUAAUAGGCCCCUUGUACAACCAGGCCCAGGAGAAGUUGCCGUUAGGCCACACUAGAGCUGAGUGUGGCGAGGGCAUGUUCUACCUCCAGAAUGGGGUGUUAUACCGGAAGCAGGGUCCAGAGCCACAGAUGGUGGUCCCUAAAAAGGUCAGAGAGCUGGUGCUUACCUUGGGUCAUUCCAUUCCAUGGGCUGGUCAUCUGGGGAAACAGAAAACCAUAGCACGGGUAGGUCGCUAUUUCUACUGGCCAGGUUUAAGAAAAGAUGUGGCUCGGUAUUGUAAGACGUGCCCAAAGUGCCAGCAGACGUCCAUUAGAGGCCCCCCCAAAGUCCCUCUUCAACCACUUCCUGUUGUGGGUGUGCCCUUUGAGCGACUUGGUAUGGAUAUAGUGGGCCCCCUUGAGAAAAGUAAGACUGGAAACCGUUUCAUGUUGGUGGUGUCGGAUUAUGCUACUAAGUACCCUGAAGUCUUCCCCCUUAAGACUAUUAGGGCCAGAUCUGUAGCUUUCUGUCUGGUCCAGCUAUUUUCAAGGGUAGGGUUCCCCAAUGCCAUAGUCACUGACCAAGGGUCUAACUUUAUGUCCAAACUGUUGAAACAAGUGUACCAGCUUUUAGGGAUUAAGGGCAUAAGGACUACACCCUAUCAUCCACAGACUGAUGGGCUGGUUGAAAGAUUCAACCAGACCCUGAAGCAAAUGCUCCGCAAGUUUGUCUGUGAAACAGGUGCAGACUGGGACCAGUGGCUCCCGUAUCUCCUUUUUGCUUACAGGGAGGUGCCCCAGGCCUCGACUGGAUUUUCACCCUUCGAGUUGUUAUACGGCCGUGACGUGCGGGGACCCCUGACAUUGCUGAAGGAAACGUGGAAGGGAGGCCAAGAUGCGGCAGAACCAAAGAACAUCAUUGCCUAUGUGAUUCACAUGAGGGAAAAACUGGAGAGCAUGACUAAGAUAGCCCAAGAACACAUGGCAGAGGCUCAACAAAGACAGAAGGUAUGGUAUGACCAGAAGGCUCGAGCCAGGAGUUUUGAACCUGGAACCAAGGUGCUGGUGAUGUUACCUACCGACUCCAGCAAAUUGUUAGCCAAAUGGCAAGGUCCUUUUGAGGUGGUGCGGAAACUUGGACCUACCACCUAUGAAGUCGCUACCCCUGGGCAGAAGCGAUCUAAGUGGGUUCUACAUGUCAAUCUGCUGAAGGAGUGGUUUGCCAGGCCUGUGGAAGAAGCAGAGGCAUUAUUGAUCCGAAGUGUGGGAGAUGAGGAAGAAAUAGAAGAACAGUACUUACCUAUCCAGCCCGUCUCUGCCCUGGACCUUAGCCACCUUUCACCUGAGCAGAAUUCUGAUAUACAGAGACUGUGUAGCCCAGAAGUCUUCCAGGAGAAGCCAGGACACACCACCCUUGUAGAGCAUGAUAUUGUGCUCCGAGAAGAUGCUUGUGCAAGGCGCAUGAGUUAUCGAAUACCUGAGCGCCUCCUGGUGGCCUUGAAAGAGGAAUUAGACCAGAUGUUAGCCAUGCGCAUCAUUGAGCCAUCCAAAAGUGAAUGGUGCAGCCCGGUUGUGCUGGUCCCUAAGAAAAAUGGCAGUCUUAGGUUUUGUAUUGAUUUUAGGUACCUCAAUUCUGUAUCAAAGUUUGAUUCCUAUCCAACUCCAAGAAUUGAUGACCUCAUUGACCGCCUGGGUAAGGCCAAAUACUUAACCACAAUUGAUUUAUGUAAAGGCUAUUGGCAGGUUCCUUUGAGUACUCGAUCCCGAGAGCUGACUGCUUUCCGGACCCCCUGGGGUCUCUACCAAUUCUCUGUGAUGCCCUUUGGUCUGCACGGAGCUCCAGCGACAUUUCAGCGACUUGUCGACCAGGUAUUGUCCGGCUUGAGCAACUUUACAUCUGCAUACCUAGAUGAUAUUGUCAUUUACAGCUCGUCCUGGGAGGAUCAUCUGAGACACCUGGAGGUGGUCUUCCAACGUAUCCAGUCAGCAGGCCUCACCAUCAACCCGUCAAAGUGUGCCAUUGCAAAGACUGAGACCGAGUACCUGGGGUAUGUAAUAGGCAAUGGAGUCAUCAAACCCCAGGUUCAAAAGAUUCAGGCAAUUCAGGGCUGUCCCCUGCCACAGACUAAGACUCUGGUGAGAUCCUUCCUGGGAAUGGCAGGUUGGUACCGAAGGUUUGUGCCUGAUUUUUCUAUGCGAGUUGCUGUCCUUACUGAUUUGACCCGGAAGAACUGCCCUACACAGAUUCGAUGGACGGAAGAGGCGGAGGGAGCCUUCCAAGACAUAAAGGAUGCUCUAUGCAAAGGUCCAGUGUUGCAUUGCCCUGAUUUUGACAAACCUUUUGUUUUACAAACUGAUGCCUCUGAAACGGGUGUAGGAGCUGUUCUUCUCCAGGGAGAGUCAGAUGAUCGACACCCGGUGGCCUACAUCAGCAGGAAGCUGUUUCCAAGGGAGGUUCGCUAUUCGACAGUUGAGAAGGAGUGCCUUGCGGUGAAGUGGGCCCUAGACACCCUAAAGUACUACCUCCUCGGCCGAGAGUUCCUCCUUGAAACAGACCAUAAAGCAUUGCAGUGGAUGGAUCGUAUGAGGGAUUCAAAUGCUAGAAUCACUCGUUGGUAUCUGUCCAUGCAGCCCUACAAGUUCUCCAUUCGACAUGUCCCUGGGAGAAGCAACACCACAGCGGAUUUCCUUUCUCGCUUACCAGCAGGAAACCAGAGGUAGGGGGGUGUGUGAUGGCUGCAGAGCGAGUCAUACAGACAGGUCACUGCGCUAAGCCCAAUCCACCCCAUUUACCAUACAUUUACAUUUAUACAUAUCAUUUAAAAUAACUCGCCACACGGUUUUUGUUUAUCAUAAUCCUUUAUUUACUUUCGUUUUAUUAAGUGAGUGCACGCACUUAGUUUAACGUUAAGUUUAACAAUGUAAUUGCGCGGUUGUUUGUAUUACCUGUUUUUAAGUUUAAUUCCUGCAGACGGGUCCGCCGCAAAAGCGAUCGCGGGCGGAAACAAGGAACAUAUAUUUGGUUCCUAGUGGGAGGGCUGAUCAGUCCACUCCAUCUGUGGCCUGAGGGGACCACAGGACCCACAGUCAUCUUACAAUCAUUAUUAAAAUGUAUUCAUUUUCUUCUUUUAAAAUUAUAAAUCAACCAAUGCAAUACAAAUAUUAACUAUUAUAUGUAUAUUUUGUUGUCAUUCAUCAAAGACCUGUAAUAAUUAUUAUACAUAUUUAUGUCCCUUUUUCUUUCCUGUAUUUUGGUGCUGGCCACCAUUAUAUAAAUGAGUAGUUUGGGCCCCCUUGGUCUGUCUUGUUUUGGGGUGCCAUGUGUGUGAGUCUGUCAGCCUAAAAGGUUCUAUAAUCGCUAAAUCUGCUGUAUGUUAGAUCUCUGAAUUUUAAGAGGCAAGAGCAGAGUUAGAGGCAUUUUGUUAUUGGAGCAUUUCAUACUUCUUUUGUUUUUUUCUUAUUAUUUUUUUACAUGUUGGUUUUUUUUCCCUUGUUGGUUGGAGACAUUUUUUUUGUGUGGUCAACCUGUGCUGGGAACAAUAAACCCCUAACUUUUGCACCGCUA